UAGCAUACGGCGUCACCACGUCCAGCGACCGCCUCUGAUUAACUCCGUUAAAAAGAGUGGAACUCCAACUGUGGACUGAAUUUAAAAAAAAAAAAAAAUUGCAACUCGACAGUACAUUGUUCCCGCUCAUCAGGAAAAUAUGGAGACGCCGUCCUGCCAAUGCAGACCCAGUUAUGAUGACUGCAAAAAGACUGCCGAGUGGCUGUUGGCCCAAAUCAAGCAGCGGCCCAAAGUAGCCAUCAUUUGUGGUUCGGGACUGGGCGGCCUGGCUGACUUGAUAGAUGACAAAAUAGUUUUCCCUUAUAAGGAUAUCCCAGAUUUCCCAACUAGCACUGUGGCAGGCCAUGCUGGCCAACUGGUUUUCGGGAAGCUGCAGGGCCGGGAUUGUGUCUGCAUGAAGGGUCGAUUCCACUUCUACGAAGGUUACAGCUUACACACUGUGACAUAUCCUGUGCGAGUCUUCUUCCUGUUGGGUGUGGAAACGCUGAUUGUGACAAAUGCAGCAGGUGGACUCAAUGGCAGCUACAACGUGGGGGAUAUUAUGCUCAUUAAGGAUCACAUUAACCUGCCAGGUUUUGGUGGACAGAGUCCGCUGGUUGGGCACAAUGAUGACAGGUUUGGAGUUCGUUUCCCUUGCAUGUCAGAUGCCUAUGACCGGAACCUGAGGGCUUUAGCUAUACAGGCGGCGCAUGAAGAGAACUGUGGCAGCUUCCUGCAGGAAGGGGUUUACUGUAUGGUGGGUGGACCAACGUACGAAACCAUCGCAGAGUCCAACAUGCUACAGAAGUUUGGGGCGGAUGCCGUCGGUAUGAGCACAGUCCCAGAGGUGGUGACAGCUCGUCAUUGUGGCUUGCGAGUCUUGGGUCUCUCACUGAUUACCAACAAGGCAGUGACAGAUUAUGACAGUAAUGAGAAAGCAAACCACGAGGAGGUGCUAGCGACCACUAACGUCCGCGCAGGUGACCUCCAGAGGCUCGUCAGAAACCUUGUGACAAAGGUCUAGCGUCUUCAGUCCAAAUCUGUGGAAAACAGAAGUUUCCGUGCUUCAGCAAUUGUAUUGAGAUAAUCAGCGGUGGGUCUAAAUUGAAUAUAUUUGAUAGGUGAAUAUAAUACAACAUAGAAUGAAAACCCCGUAAAGUACAAAAUUAUUUCAGACCAUUGUCUCUGAAGAGCAACUACAAAUUAGCACUGACUGACUUCAUAUUUGAUGUUGAUGUUUCAGUGUCAACACAUACAUAUCAUGGGAAUAAUUAAUUUCAUUGUGUUUAAUCCUGUUGACGCUCAUCAAUUAUUUCAUCUCUGGUGCUCCUCUUGAAACUUGAUUAGAUAAAAGAACAAAUGAAAGGAUUUUGAUCAAAAUGUAUUUCAUUAAAUCACAAGAAAAACAAGCCUUUUGUUUCCACUCUGAAUUCAGUCAGUGUUAUUCAAAUGUGCUUGAUUACUGAAAACUGCAAAUAAGGGAGAAUGUUGAAUCAGUGAAUCACGAGGAGUACCUCACUCAUGCUUCUUUGUUGUGGUGGUUUGUGAUAGCCACUGUUGAUCUUCAAUGAAUGUAUAUUUUAGCUACAGAGCAAAAUAGUUAUUUUUGUCUUUACUUUUAGAAUUUUUGAUUAAAGUAUAUGCAUAUUAAGAAAUAAUUAAUUGUAUGUGAUGUUAUAAUUCUUAGUUGAUUUAUUUGUGAUGGUGAACACAAACAAAGCAGGCAUUUGAAGGAAAAAGAUGAGGUCAAAUAUCCUCAUACAAAAGUAACAUACACAGGUUUUCCUGGAGAAGACGCUACUCAGCGACUGAAAUAUCGGGACGAGCUGUGAUACAAAGUCUUACAGUCUUCAGUGACCUUUGAUCUGGUAACUCCUGCCAGGUUCCUUUGACCGUUCCAUUCAUUAGAGCUGGAAAGUCAUUUGAUAACCUUUAUCAGCAGUCUUGAAGGAGAAUCUGUUUUGAUUAUUUUUGAAAAAAAAAAAAAAAAAAAAAAACAGCUGUCAUCAGAAACUCACUUCUGAGUACCAUUUGUUUUCUUCCAUUGCCCAAAGUUUGAUACUUUUUGAUUCAAUGUACAUUAUUUCAAAUUAAAUAUUUUUGUCACGUACACUCAGUUUGAAUGCUGGUACUUUUAAGAGGGGAUGUUUAUGUAAGCAGGAAAUUUGGCUUUGCAUUGCAUUUUUCCCCCACAAGCAACUAUUCUGUCUGUGACAUGCUUGACCCUCUGUGAACCAAGCAGGGUUCCAGGUUAUCUGAAAUUGUACAACACUGGUCAAUAAUGGCAAAUGCCAAGUCGGUAAACUGGAAAAGGGGCCCUAAUGUACCGUGUGCAAAAAUCCUACAUGGGUCAACAGAGGGUUAAAUACCUGAAAGAUUAAAAAUUGCAGCAUGUUUUAAACACCCCAUUUCUUAUCUUUCUAAAAGUAGCCAGUUUUGCGGAGGCGGUCAAGUUUCAUGAAAGUGAACCUAAACUCACCUUCCUCCAUACAGAAUUCAACUAUUAGGGAGUCUGUGUCAUGAUGCAGGUUGGAUUGGACCCAAAAACAGACAGAAGGAGUGAGUAGAUUGAGAAUAAUUUAUUGCAGGUUGACACAGGGUACAAAUAUCCAAGGCAGGGUGGUGGACUAGCAGGACAUAGAGCAAGUAGAAAGUUGGAAAGUGU
Syngnathoides biaculeatus (alligator pipefish) is the source of this 2644-nucleotide messenger RNA. RefSeq names its product purine nucleoside phosphorylase 6 (gene pnp6). Gene Ontology annotation, cellular component: cytoplasm. Gene Ontology annotation, biological process: nucleoside metabolic process. Bases 140 to 1003 code for a protein of 287 amino acids. Gene Ontology annotation, molecular function: purine-nucleoside phosphorylase activity. The transcript is spliced from 6 exons. The record is from RefSeq and is a predicted model, not a curated record. NCBI's taxonomy places the organism in Eukaryota, Metazoa, Chordata, Actinopteri, Syngnathiformes, Syngnathidae.